GCGUCGCAUGAUGAGCAGCUAUCCCACACCCAAUCCGCUGACUUGUACUCCUGUAUAACCAGCCGUCACCUAUCUCCAUCGAACAAACCAAGAUCCCAGAAGCAUCCCACACAAGCCAAGCCAAGACGACGGCUCCCAGCAGCAGGCAGCAGCUGAUGGAGAUCACCAAGGUCGACCUCCGCGGACUAGAGUCCGGCGGGGCGGGCUGGGUGGAAGCCCGGGACGCGGUGACGGCGUCCAUGGUGGCGCACGGCUUCGUCGUGGUGGCGCACGACGCGCUCGGCCCGGAGCUCCGGCAGGCGCUGUUCGGCCGCGCCAUGCCGGAGAUCUUCGCGCUCCCGCCGGAGGCCAAGCAGCGGAACGUCUCCACGGUGGGCCCCUUCCGCGGCUACAUCUCCAACGUCCCCGGCACCAACUGGGAGAGCGUGCGCCUCUCCGAAGUCACCGACGCCGGCCGCGUCCGCGACUUCGCCGACCUCCUCUGGCCGCAGGGAAACCCCGCCUUCUGCGACACGAUUAUGUCCGCGGUCAAGAACGUGUGGGAGCUACAGCGCACGGUGGAGACGAUGAUCCUGGAGGGCCUCGGCGUCGGGGAGGAGCACAUCGGCGCGCAUCUGGACACGCUCGCCCACGUCGUCCGGCUGUCGCGCUACGGGCCCCCGCCGGACGCGGAGACGAGCAUGUCCCUGCAGGCGCACCGCGACGACAGCAUCAUGACGGCGAUCGUGCAGCACGGCGUGGAGGGCCUCGAGGUGCAGGCUCAGGACGGGAUCUGGCUCGCGGUGCCGCCUGAGCCGGACUUGUUCACCUUCGUCGCCGGCGAGCUGUUCACGGUCGUGACUAACGGGAGGGUGCCGGGUUGUUUCCACCGCGUGAGGACGCCGAGCAACCGCGAGCGCCUGUCGGCGCUGUUUGGCUGCCCGGGGAAGGACGGCGUCCUUCUGAGCGCCAUGGACGAGCUCGUCGACGAUGAGCACCCUCUGCUGUACCGUCUCUGCACCAACGACGGCUACACGACGUUCCGGCACUCGGAUGAAGGGCGCAAGGCCAGUGAUCCAUUGAAGGCCUUCUGUGGGGUGGAGAAGGACGAUCACCGUUCGUAAGUCAAGCUCACUUCACCUCACCAUUCUGAAGUCGUCAAGCUCUGUUAUCCACACCAUUCUGAAGCCGCAAAUGCUAGAUUACCCAUGUAAUAAUCGCGACACCAUUCUGAAGUCCUACUGCUACUGAACUUUACUCAAAUCGCUGUCAGUUAUCUCUUCGAUUAAGCACUUUGUGGAUGAUAAUUACUAGUACGACAUUA
This is a messenger RNA of Aegilops tauschii subsp. strangulata, 1303 nucleotides long. Its product is annotated as probable 2-oxoglutarate-dependent dioxygenase AOP1.2. The record is from RefSeq and is a predicted model, not a curated record. Lineage: Eukaryota; Viridiplantae; Streptophyta; Magnoliopsida; Poales; Poaceae.